Messenger RNA from Anthostomella pinea, 198 nucleotides. The record is from the annotation of a GenBank genome assembly. NCBI's taxonomy places the organism in Eukaryota, Fungi, Ascomycota, Sordariomycetes, Xylariales, Xylariaceae.
AUGGCUGGUACUCUGGAGAAGGAUCCGUUCGAGGAACUGCCCCCGUACGACGCAGACAAUGACAGCACCGCCGCCUUCGCCGCCGCCAGAGGCACAGCCAACUCGGACGGCGAGGAUGGCCACACAGUCACGAGGAACCAACGAAACGUGUUUGAUUACAUGUCAUACUGCUGGUAUAAACAAGGGAUAUAUGGAUGA